Molecule: messenger RNA, 2008 nt
Organism: Rhincodon typus (whale shark)
Lineage: Eukaryota; Metazoa; Chordata; Chondrichthyes; Orectolobiformes; Rhincodontidae
Gene: cdcp1b
Product: CUB domain containing protein 1b
Exons: 7
Coding region: 3-1895 (630 amino acids)
Source: RefSeq, a predicted model, not a curated record
AAAUGAUCUCAGUCACUGCUCGUGAAGGUAUGACUAUAAACAUCAAGCAAGCACCUGGGAGUUUACAGGCUUCUGACUGCAAAAUCUGUAUCACAGAAGAAGAAUGUUACAAUGAUUAUCAGGUCAAUCCAGGAGAUGAUUUCCAAUUUGACUUCAGCUGCAGUGAGCCUGAGCAGAGCUUUGUUGUCGAAGUUCAAACAGAUAUUGAAAGUGCAGAGGCUGACCUGGAAGAUGUGGUGAAUCUGCUGGAGUUGCCGCAGCUCAACAGGACGUACAUCUGGAACAUCACUGUGCCUUACAAAGUCGGCGUACACAUGAGCUUUGCUGGCAAUCACUUGGAGCAGAUCGACUCAGCUGAGUGCGAGGAUUCUCUCACAUACACCAUCAAGGGCCACUUAAGUUCCGAUCCCACAAGCACUGUCCUUGUUGGUAACUUUUGUCGGAAUGGCACCAUCUCCAAUGUGAAGGUUCAGGGCAAAACAUUGAUUGAGCUUAAAGUGCCCUGGACUGAGAUGAUUGAGAAAGCAGGAUUUCAGCUGUUCUUCGUACCCGCUAUUGGAAAGUUCAGCAUUGUCGAGGUGGUUCUGCAGCCGGGCUCUCCUGCCUACUUCAUGUCAGCUGAUUGGCCCGAAGGCUUUCCAAAUGAUGAGCUGAUGUCCUGGCGGUUUACAGUCCCUUCCAAAUACCAUGCUAACGUCACCAUUGAGACGUUCACCCUCCCAAAGUGCAUUAAGAGGAAAGCUGGCGUGUACAAUGGCCCACCCGUGCUUGGGAAAAUGGAGGGGAAAUAUCGAGCAGACUUUAUUAUAUCUUUGCAGAACUGUGACAUGGACCAGACAAGUUCUGAAGUGCUAACUUUUAGGUUCAAAGUUGAUCUCCUUCGGUACAGAGAGAGUUAUGAAAUUAAACUGAGCGAGGGUGUUUCGAUGGUAUUUAAGCAGAUCUCAGAGACGGCUGGAGAUGCAUCUCCCCUGCUUUGUAUCUGCAGCUUCCCCGAGUCGACCUCCAACUGUAGCUCCAAGUUGCAACUGGAAGCUGGAGACCACCUGAACAUCUCCUUCAACUCCAGGUGCGACACGACGCGGGAUGUCAUCAUCGAAACCACCAAGAACAUCUCCUGUAAAGAUGCAGAAGAGUGCCCUGUCAGGAAUGUGGACCUGGCCUUGCCUGGGGUACUCUCGGAACUGCCCGUAGCUCACCAUACUUUCAAGUGGGUGCUCACGCAGCCGUCGGAACUAACCAUCGAGUUAGCAUCUGAGCGUUUGAAGCUGCAGCAGCUUCUUCAGGGCGAUGUGUGCGAUGGCAACUUGAUGUACAAUGUCAGCACUUUCAGCCAGGAUGGUGCCAGGUCAGUGGUUGGCCAGUUCUGUCCCAAUGGAGCGAUGGAGAGGAUCCAGACAGCUGACCACGUGUUACUGGAGCUGAGGACGUCACAUGGCUGGGACCCCAAAGAUGUGGAUAUCAAACUCUCCUUCAUUCCCCAUCUCACAGAGGACUACAUUAUGAACAUUAUCCCGGAUGUCAACUCUCUGGUGUACCUCCUGAGCCCUAACUGGGGUCCUGGAAUGCCCAACAAGUUAACAGCAUCGUGGAAUAUCUCUGUUCCUCCGGAUCACGUGGCUGAGCUUACUUUUGUAGAGCAGUCGAUCCCCAAAUGUGAACAUGGGCACGUGACCAUUGUGAUCAUCGAGCAGAUCACUGACGGCACCCACCUGAGCUACAGGGAAUCGGACACGAUCCCACAGUCGCUCCCCGAACUGUACCACAGGUUCUGGCUGAAUGUAUCCAACUGCGAGACUUCAAGUGGACGCCUGAACCUGAAGUUUCAGGUGCUGGUACGUGAAGGAGAAGACAGCAACAUUUGCCUGCCCUGGGGACCUACAAUCCAGGUGUGACCAGCCGUAAGCCAGGUCAGAGGCGGAAGUUUGUGAAGGGAAGACAGGACAAUGAAUCGCACAUUUACGCUGUGAUUGAUGAGGACCGUAUUUAUGCCGAUUACUUCAACAAG